AUGUCUCUGAUUCCGAGUUUCUUCGGCGGUCGACGGAGCAACGUGUUCGACCCGUUUUCACUGGACGUUUGGGAUCCAUUCGAAGGCUUCCCUUUCUCCGGCGCCGUCACGAACUCUCCGUCCUCCGCCAGAGAAGCCUCGGCGGUGGCCAACGCGCGGAUCGACUGGAAGGAGACGCCGGAGGCGCACGUGUUCAAGGUGGAUGUCCCCGGAUUGAAGAAAGAGGAGGUCAAGGUCGAGGUGGAGGAUGGUUCUGUCCUACAGAUUAGUGGGGAGAGGAGCAAGGAGCAGGUGGAGAAGAACGACAGGUGGCACCGUGUGGAGAGGAGCUCCGGCAAGUUCCUCCGCCGUUUCCGGCUGCCAGAGAAUGCCAAGCUUGAUCAGGUGAAGGCGGCUAUGGAGAACGGCGUGCUGACGGUGACGGUGCCGAAAGAGGAGGUGAAGAAGCCUGAGGUCAAGGCAAUCGACAUCUCGGGUUAGGAAAUGAUUAUAUCAACAGAAAGUUCCACAGUAAUGAAACUUCCCGAAGAUUUUACAACAGCGACAAGUACUCGACCAAGUUCUGCAAGGACCCGUACAAAGAUCCACCAGGCUUAACACAAAGAUUAGACUUCUCUUUCAAACAUAAAGCCUUCCCUCUAAUUUCUCCCUUUCUUCUCCAUUCCCCAAUAUCCUUUCAAUAGCCAUCUCAAUCUCUUCCCUUCUAAACCCGCCUUCCAAACACAAACCGACCCGCCAAACGUGCCCCACGUAUCGUGCAUUCACCAACUGAUCUGUAAAGCACGGGCUGCAAAUCAUCGGCACCCCUUCACAUACGCUCUCCAACGUCGAGUUCCAUCCGCAGUGCGUCCAAAAAGCUCCAACCGAAGGAUGUGACAGCACUUUCAUCUGUGGGGCCCACCUAACAAUAUGCCCUCGUCCGUUUACCGUUUCUAAAUAAUUUUUCGGUAAACGUUCCAGCCAAUCAGAGCCUUUAACUAGUCCUGGCCGAACCAGAGGAAGGGAUGCUUGCUGCCGGCUAAUCCCCAGGCUAUCUCGACAAAAUCUUUUUCUUCUAUUGCUGCAAUGCUGCCGAAGCUCACGUAGAUAACCGAUAUUGGAUGUUGCUUGUCGAGCCACGAGAUUGAACUGUGGUCUUCUUCGAAUAAACUGCUACUUGAAGAGGCUGGGAAGUGCUUGUGAAAUGGACCUAAUGGGAAGAUUGGGAUUUCGAAGUCCCUGCGAAGUUUUUCGAUUGCCGAGUCUUCGAGUUCUUGAAAGGAGUUAAAGAUUAGUCCCGACGAAGCCUUUGUUUGUUCUACCAUGGCUUGCACUAGCUCAUACAGUUUUUCUGGAUUAGGUGUGUUGAUUAUUGGGAGAUCCUUGAUUCUUAGUGGAGGAAGCUCCUCUACUAGAUCUUCCAGCUUCUUCUUGUCUGCUUAGCAUGGAAUAAGUUAACUAACCACUUCUUUCAAGUACUCGAAAAGAAAAAAAAAAAUAUAGCUAAAAAGUAAAAACAAACGCAGUACCUUGAAGCGGGAGAUAGCCUCGUUCGAGUAGGGAUGGAAAAGCGGCAAAAGCCAAGAAAGAACACACUCCACCAGUCCUCAGAACAAUCCUCGGAACUUUCAAACUCUUGCAAACUGCUGAUGUGAAAUGUAAGAUGGCAUCUGAGACCACACAGGAGACUGGUUCAGUUGAGUCGUCGGUCAACAGGUCGGUCAAGGCCAGCCUGAAGGGCUCGACACAUCGGACAUUGAGCAUUUCAAGUAAGGAGAGAGUAUCGGUUUUCGGAUAUCCAUUGUCGAUUUCGAACAUGCUGACGUGGAUUGGUCGAAACGUGAAAUGAGGGUGGUUCGAUGGGUUUGGAGAGUUGAGGCUGGUGUGGAUGAUGGUUAUGGAGAAGCCUCGAGAAUGGAGAAUGUUUGCCAGCUGGAGCAUAGGGCUGAUGUGGCCUUGGAGUGGGAGAGGGAAAAGUAUCAGGCGCCGGCCACCGGUUCUUGGCUGUUGUGGUUGUUCAGGCUGCUCUGUGGAGUUCUCCAUGGAUUUUUUUUCCCCUUUUUUUAAGGCAAGGUAAUUCAAGUUUGGACUAGUGUUGAUAAAGGUGUACUGGUUUGAGAC
Molecule: messenger RNA, 2100 nt
Organism: Striga asiatica
Lineage: Eukaryota; Viridiplantae; Streptophyta; Magnoliopsida; Lamiales; Orobanchaceae
Source: the annotation of a GenBank genome assembly